Syngnathus acus (greater pipefish) is the source of this 2337-nucleotide messenger RNA. It is a transcript of the gene nipa2, whose product is annotated as NIPA magnesium transporter 2. The record is from RefSeq and is a predicted model, not a curated record. Gene Ontology annotation, cellular component: membrane. The coding region runs from base 48 to 1310 and encodes 420 amino acids. Gene Ontology annotation, biological process: magnesium ion transport. Gene Ontology annotation, molecular function: magnesium ion transmembrane transporter activity. NCBI's taxonomy places the organism in Eukaryota, Metazoa, Chordata, Actinopteri, Syngnathiformes, Syngnathidae. The transcript has 6 exons.
GUUUCCAUAGGCGACCGAGCCGGUUCGACGAGAUUGUGUAGCUCGCCAUGGAGUGCAGCGUUAAAGUCGUGGACUCGGAGUCGAAACCGAAUUGGACUUUUUGUAGCGAAAAUGGCGUGUGGCUCGAUUUGAGCUGCUCCUCCGGCCAGCAGAGACUUCUCGGCUGCCUGGUAGUCGAUGUAACACAGGAGAAUAACGACAGCAGCAGCAAUAGUAGCACACCCGGCUUCGGAAUGGCUCAGGACCGCGGCAAGUACGACUUCUACAUCGGCCUGGCUCUGGCCGUCAGCUCCAGCAUCUUCAUCGGAGGUAGCUUCAUCCUCAAGAAGAAGGGCCUGCUGCGUCUGGCCAGGAAGGGAUCCAUGCGAGCUGGUCAGGGCGGCCAUGCUUAUCUGAAGGAGUGGCUUUGGUGGGCUGGUUUACUUUCAAUGGGUGCAGGUGAAGCCGCUAACUUUGUAGCGUACGCUUUCGCCCCCGCCACUCUGGUCACGCCUCUAGGCGCCCUCAGCGUGCUUGUCAGCGCGGUGUUGUCAUCAUACUUCCUGGGUGAACGCUUGAACCUGCACGGUAAGCUGGGCUGUCUGCUCAGUGUGUUGGGUUCCACCACCAUGGUCAUACACGCCCCCAAAGAGGAGGAGAUCGGCAGCCUGGACAACAUGGCACGGAAGUUGAUUGACCCAGGCUUCUUCAUCUUUGCCACGGCGGUGGUGACGGUGGUGCUGUUGCUGAUCUUGGGGGUGGCCCCGCGCCACGGCCAGACCAACAUCUUGGUGUAUAUCAGCAUCUGCUCACUCAUCGGCUCGCUGUCCGUGUCGUGCGUGAAGGGCCUGGGCAUCGCCAUCAAGGAGGCGCUGGGAGGCGUCAACGUGGCAAGCGCCCCCCUGGCCUGGCUCCUCCUGCUGGGGCUGGUGGUCUGCGUGGGGACGCAGAUCAACUUCCUCAACAAGGCGCUGGACAUCUUCAACACGUCCCUGGUGACUCCCAUAUACUACGUGUUCUUCACCACCUCGGUGCUCACCUGCUCGGCGGCGCUCUUUAAGGAGUGGCAACACAUGGGAGCCGCCGACAUCAUCGGCACGCUGGCCGGCUUCCUCACCAUCGUGGUGGGGAUCUUCUUGCUGCACGGCUUCAAGGACGUCAACGUCAGCUUGGCCGCACUGGCCGCCACCACCCGCAAGGACCAGAGGAGCGCCAACGGCGCCUACCUCGAAGCCAACGGCACGUACCAACUCCUCCGAGCUGAUGGCGACGAGGAGCGCGAGACGCCGUUUGACGCCGUUUCCAGGCGUAACGGGAGCCUGGCGUCGUAGAGACAAUCAGGUCCGAUGGAUUGUACUUGUUUUAGUUUGCCUUACUUCCAUUUUUCCCCUCUUCUCACUUUUCAAUUCAGUUGUAGCACUGGGGAGAAAAAGACUGUUGGGAGUCCCUCGGAGGAAUUCAUGAAGUGAAAAAUCAUAUACAUUUAUACAGUUUUGGAAAAUAAUUAUGAAAUCAGUCAAGUUUUCCUUUUUUUGUCCUUUAUGGGUACAGUGGCCAGGGAUAGCUACCUGGCUCUAUUUUAUUUUUUUAAGGUUAUAAUGUCAAGUCAUGACAUUCCUAUUCAUUGCAAUGGGCAAAGAUGAUUUGAGAUACAAUCCUGUUCAAAGGCAUUGUAUCUUGAGCAUUUCUCUCCAGAAAGUGAAAAUGGUCAAAAUACAAUAUCAACAUUUUUUUUGUGAUUUGUAACUAUAGGUGAGUGAUUCCUGACUAACCUUCCUCUUGCAUUCCUGGGUCAAUUUGACUCGUAUGACUGUAACCCUCCUGUUAUGUUUGUGUUUAAAAAUGAUCAGCAAGUGGCCUGAUUAAAUUGGCAUUAGCCAAUUAGCUCUGCUAAAAUUGAAAAAUGAAUUGAUUGCAUUUCAAUGGGAAAAUUGGAGACAUUUUGAGAUCCAAGCAUGGCUGCAGAACAAAUUAUACUUGUAUCUCAAGGCACGACUCAUGACUCUACUUACCUUUUCUGCACUCCAAAUGUUUUCUCAUGUUUUACACGAACACUAAGUAUAGCAAUCAUAGGAUCAUCAAGUUUUUUAAAUGAGCGGAAAUAUUAUACUUUUCAUUUUAAUAUUAAAACGGGUCCAUUUGAUCCACAGCAUAGACGGAGGGUUGAACUUAAUUUUCAUGCACUGGAAAUAUCAUUUAUAUUUAACAUGAGGUUUGACUGUCAAUACAAAUUGUUGUGAUAUGUGAAAGUAACUAUUUUUGUUGUUUUUAAUUUCUUUUAAAAAAUGCAUCUCUGCAGAUGAACCAACAGAUUUGUUACAUAUUUAUUGAAAUAAUAAAAGGAUGAUUAAAAGUCAA